This is a messenger RNA of Trichoderma asperellum CBS 433.97, 1933 nucleotides long. RefSeq lists its product as uncharacterized. Gene Ontology annotation, molecular function: O-phospho-L-serine:2-oxoglutarate transaminase activity; pyridoxal phosphate binding. The record is from RefSeq and is a predicted model, not a curated record. Gene Ontology annotation, biological process: L-serine biosynthetic process. Lineage: Eukaryota; Fungi; Ascomycota; Sordariomycetes; Hypocreales; Hypocreaceae. Gene Ontology annotation, cellular component: cytoplasm.
CGGCGUUGAUGCAAUAUUUCAGCUGUCGCUCUCGAUGAGCUCCGACAAACAUGAUAGUGCGUUUGACUCACUGGAAUUCUCUCAUCUACAUCAACGCAUCUCAGCUUCAUUUACGCCGGUGCCAUUGAGCUUUUUUUGAGUUUUGUGACGUGACUCACCCAGCGUCGUAUCUCUGGUGAGCUUAUAAUAAGACCAUCGCCAGAACGUACAUUUUUCCUUAGCCAAGCCACUCACUAGAGAGUUUUUUUUUCCUCUCAUACUCGCUCAACACAUCACAAAAGAAAAAAAACACCACACAUCAUAAACGACUGCGCAAAAUGCCUUCCAGAGACGAGAUUGUUUACUUUGGUGCUGGGCCAGCACUUCUGCCCACCUCUGUACUAGAGACCGCUGCCCAGUCGUUGGUAAACUUCAACGGAACUGGACUUGGAAUUGCUGAGCACUCGCAUCGCUCCCAGAUCGCCAGUACCAUCAUCAACGAGGCCAAGGCAGAUCUCGCCUCUUUCCUAGACAUCCCCGACGACUACGAGAUCUGCUUCCUCCAGGGUGGUGGAACCGGCGAAUUUGCCGCUACGGCCUACAACCUGGUCGGCUCAUGGAUCACCAACAAGCGCCGUGAGAUCUUCAGCCAGAUCAAGGACAACGAGGACCAGGGCACCCCAGAGGAAUUCCAGAAGCUCCAGGCAGCAGUGGACAACGACCUGAAGCUCGACUACAUCGUCACCGGAGGAUGGUCGCAGAAGGCAGCUGCCGAGGCGGCGAGGCUGUUUGGAAAGGACAAGGUCAACGUCGUUGCCAACGCCAAGCAGAGCAACGGUGGUAAAUUCGGAACCAUCCCUGACGAGAGCACCUGGAAGCUCUCCAAAGACGCGGCCCUUGUGUACUUCUGCUCCAACGAGACCGUCGACGGCGUGGAAUUCCAAGAGUUCCCUCAGAGCCUGGCUCCCGGCCCUGACGGCAAGGGCCCCAUUGUCGUGGCCGACAUGAGCUCAAACAUUCUGUCGCGAAAGCUUGACGUGAAGAAGUACUCUCUCAUCUUCUUCGGCGCACAAAAGAACCUUGGAUCCACCGGCAUCACCGUCGUCGUCAUUAAGAAGAGCCUCCUCGCGCCGCAAACCCCACAGCCUUCGGCGGAGAUCAUGAGACGUCUUAGCCUUCCUAUCCCUCCCAUCUUCCUGCAAUACGACACCGUUGCUAGCAACAACAGCUUGUACAACACACUCAGCAUUUUCGACGUUUACAUCGCUGGCCAAGUCCUCAAGAAGCUUCUGGCUACGUAUCCCGACAAGGCCAGCGGCCAAGAAGCCGUCUCCAUCCAAAAGGCAAAGCUCAUCUACGACGCCCUGGAUGCUCACCCCAGUGUAUACCGCGUAGUGCCGGACAAGUCCGUCCGCUCCAGGAUGAACAUCUGCUUCAGAGUCUCAAAGGGUGACAAUGUCGACGCCGCUGAAGCGAACUUCUUGAAGCAGGCCACAGCUUUGGGCCUCACUGGACUCAAGGGCCACCGCAGUGUUGGAGGUAUUCGCGCCAGCUCGUAUAAUUCUAUCCCUCUGGAGGGAGCUCAGAAGCUGGCCAAGUUCAUUGUGGAUUUUGCAAACGCUGCGUAAAGUUGCGUCCUGGAACUAGGAUGAAUGGAGGGAUUUGGCGUUUUCACAACAUGUAUGCAUCAUACACUUGCAUGUAUGUCAGGUAUAUGGAUGUAUUUGGGUUAACUGGGGAACAUGAUAGUGUCGCAUUCAACAUAUCCGGCUCUAUGACGGUGGAUAUGUAACGAGGAUGAAAAAAAGUACAGCGAAACUCGAGCGUGUUUGGAAGGCCGCCAUCGAGAUAAAUACAUGGGCGCAUACUUAAAGGCGUCCUCUGCAAAUAAAUAAAUAUUCUAGGCUUUAACACUUAAUCAGCUGCCUCAAACUCUAACUUAUUUGACUCUGCA